Messenger RNA from Branchiostoma belcheri (Belcher's lancelet), 3359 nucleotides. RefSeq names its product phosphoethanolamine N-methyltransferase 1-like. The transcript is spliced from 12 exons. NCBI's taxonomy places the organism in Eukaryota, Metazoa, Chordata, Leptocardii, Amphioxiformes, Branchiostomatidae. The record is from RefSeq and is a predicted model, not a curated record. The coding region runs from base 772 to 2241 and encodes 489 amino acids.
UCAUAUUUUUUUCUGAAAACAUCCUAGAACCAAUAAAUGAAAUUGUUGUGGCCUAAGAAUGGGUUUACGACUUUGGCGGUUGCCAGACUGUGGCAGACAGAAGUAUGCGUUCGUGGGACACUUGCCAAGUGCACUGAUAUCGCAGGUUGGACUGCGUGUCACAGCGCGUGAUUUUCACUAGUAUGUUCCUUUGAUCUAAGAUUUUGAUCUAAGAGAUAUAACGUUAAUUGAACAUAAAAAUCACAGACUACGUACAAGGACGUAAUCUUUCACUGCUGAAAGCUAUUACGGUUUCAUAAGAAAUCUACAUAAGAAACAUAAGAAAAUUGUUUACUGUGAUUGUAAUUUUGUCACUCUUACAGACAUAAUGAUUUACAACAGCUUAGAUUUAGGAUAGGAAAAGCGCGUAACAAAGUACUUAACAUAUAGCUACUACCUGAUACGGGGAAAAUAAGUGUACAAAAAAUACAAAAAAAUUUAACAUGAAAAUGCCUCCAGAACAAUUAAUUCAGCGGCCGUGAAACAACUCCCGACCAAAAUUGUAGUCAUAUCACGGCUUAAAUAAAUAUCGUUCCUCAAAUAUGCAACAGUUAAUUUGUAAGUAUUUGUAGGGCGUUUUUCUUUGCGAAUGCUGACUGACUUUCUAUCACAUCCCAUGUCUUGUGUAUAGCAGUGUGCAGAUGAUAUGUGUUCUCUCGCCUGCCGUCCUGGGGGCGGGGGUGGGCAGGGCGUCGCCUGCUGGUGGUUUGAGAUGAGGCGACGCGCAAUGACAUGGCUCAGUUUUGGCGGGAACACUCCACCAAGGCGUCCCUGGAAGAGAUGAUGUUGGACGACAACGCCAAGGAGCUGUCCAAAGUUGAACUGCCUGAAAUCCUGUCCCUCUUGCCCGGGAUCGAAGGCAAAACCAUCCUGGAGCUUGGCGCAGGCAUAGGGCGUUACACGGCUCCCCUUGCGCAGAAGGCCAAGCAUGUGACGGCCGUGGACUUCAUGGAAUCGUUCAUCCGUAAGAACGAGGAAGUCAACGGACACCACCAGAACGUCCGCUUCAUGCAAGCCGACGUCACCAAGCUCGACAUGCCACCAAAGAGCUUUGACAUGGUGUUCUCCAACUGGCUCAUGAUGUACCUGAGCGAUGAAGAAGUGCAGGGUCUGGCCGAGAAGGUGCUCACCUGGCUGAAGGACGACGGCAUCUUCUUCUUCCGAGAGUCCUGCUUCCACCAAUCAGGAAAUCAUCGGCGAUCCUUCAACCCGACGAACUACCGCAGGCCAUCCGACUACGACUCCCUCAUCCAGUCUGCAGGCAUCCCCAUCUCAGGCGAGAACGGCGGGGCCAUGCACUUCGGCUUCGAGAUCGAGCUGGCCAAAUCCGUGGAGACGUACAUCAAGGCAAAGAAAAACGUGAACCAGUUCUGUUGGGUCAUCAAGAAGCGUCGACUGCAGGGCAUGGCUCACAACGGCUACAAGACCUUCCAGCAGUUCCUGGAUGCCCAGCAGUACACGAGGAACGGGAUCUUACGCUACGAGAAGAUCUUCGGGUACGGAUACGUCAGUACCGGCGGACCAGAAACUACAGAGGAGUUUGUAGCCAGGUUGGACCUACUACCAGACCAACAUGUUUUGGAUGUAGGCUGUGGGAUUGGAGGAGGUGAUUUCUACAUGGCAAAGAAAUUUGGAGCAGUUGUAACUGCCAUGGACCUGUCCACCAACAUGAUAGAGAUUGCCACAGAAAGGGCCAGUAAAGAAAAUAUCACCAAGGUUCGGUUUGAGAUCAGUGACUGUACGAAGCGAGAAUACCCAGCUGAGUCGUUUGACGUCGUCUACAGUAGAGACACCAUUUUACAUGUCAAGGACAAGCUGCCACUCUUCAAGAACUUCUUGACAUGGCUGAAACCAGGAGGCAAGCUACUCAUCUCCGACUACUGUUGUGGAGACAAGGAGUGGUCCGAUGUGUUCAAGAAGUAUGUAGCACAGAGGGGGUACACUCUGUACAGUCCAGCCAAGUAUGGCAAGCUUUUAGAAGAGGCUGGUUUCAUAAAUGUCCAGGCAGAGGAUCGCACACAACAGUUCAUGGACAUCCUAAACAGGGAGGUGGCCAGAACAGAGGCCAACAAGGAGGAGUUCAUCAAGGAGUUUUCUGAGGAGGACUUCAGGUACAUUGUAGAUGGCUGGAAAGAGAAGCUCCACCGCUGUGAGCUGGGAGAUCAGAAAUGGGGGCUCUUCUACGCAGAAAAGGCCAAGUAAAGACCCUGGCUUCCAUGAGAACAUGAAAAAAGUCCUGAGUCUAUAAGAAUUUGUUUGGAUCUACACACAGUUUAGUUGAAUUUUGUUAUGUACUAUUGUUUGUUAAUCACAAAUAUAAGGCCAGUUUAUACAUGGUAAGAUCUGUUUAGUGUAGACAAGGAUUUUUCUCUGAGAGACCCAGAUUGGUUAGAAUAAAUGUUACGGUAAGAGAUAAAGGAUUAGAUGGAAAUAAUUAUGAUUUCAGUUAUUGAGUAUUUUUGCAGAUUUAUGACAGUGACACGUAAAAAAGAUGCACAUAAAUCAGGAAUAUGGUAUGUGUAUUUCAGUGCAGUAUUUGUAUCCCACAUUCAUUCUAAUAUUGUCUGAAUAUUGCAGAACUGUAGAAUGUUUGGAUUGUUGGUCAAAUAUGAGCCGUUUAUUGUAUGAAAGAAAUGAUAGGUGCCUUAUGGAUCAAGAUAUUUCAGUACUAGUAUUGUUAGAUUAAAAAGUGUGGUAAAAAGAAGCCAUCUCGAACAAAUAAUGUUGUCCUGCACUUCUUGAUCGGGAUGUUAGAGGGCGCUGUGGAACAGUGCAUAUUACAGCAAGGACACAGCAGUGUAAUAGCCAGUAUGCAAGUUUCAUACGUGUGUAAUCACCAAAUGGUGUAAAAUAUGUUAACCUGCCCGUGGCUAGAGUAAUGGCAAAAAUGUGAAUUACUAGUAGUUUGAAACUAUGAUUGAAUCAGAAAAAGAAAUAGUCAUGUUGUGAAUAUAUAUCAAAGGUAAAACAUGUGGUUAGGUUUUCAGAACCUGUGCUAUGGAUCCUUUCUUGGAGAAAUUAUACGACUCCUUAAAAGAUAUGUUACAUGAGGUUAUAUAUACAUAUAUAUGUGGUCAUCAUCAUAAUGCUUUGUUAAACUUUGCUUGAAGCACAAAAAUGUGAGUCAGAUACAAUCCCAUUUAUGUAUCGUUUUCCAAAAGAAGAAUACACUAACUACGUCGGUGCAUCGAAUUAAACACACACUGUAUCAUUCCAUAUACCUGUUUUAUUCCAUUUGUAGUCAGGUGUAGUCCCAAUUUUGUUCUGGUAAAUUUGAGUGUUAUUUUCAGUUCCUCUGAUGAUACGCACAAACACACAUG